Messenger RNA from Diorhabda carinulata, 1743 nucleotides. RefSeq names its product actin-like protein 6B. Gene Ontology annotation, cellular component: NuA4 histone acetyltransferase complex; SWI/SNF complex. The record is from RefSeq and is a predicted model, not a curated record. Bases 132 to 1385 code for a protein of 417 amino acids. The transcript has 7 exons. Gene Ontology annotation, biological process: regulation of transcription by RNA polymerase II; nervous system development. Lineage: Eukaryota; Metazoa; Arthropoda; Insecta; Coleoptera; Chrysomelidae. Gene Ontology annotation, molecular function: chromatin binding.
GCCAUAUUUGUUUUGUUGACAUUAACUCAACCGGCAAUUUUUCUACAAAUUACCAGUUUUUUCCAAUUUCUGAUUUAUAUACAAAACUUAUAGGUGUCCAAAAAACCUAAUAAAAAUCGGACAAACACAAUAUGAGUGGAGCUGUAUACGGAGGAGAUGAAGUUGGAGCUUUGGUUUUUGAUAUUGGACAUAACACUGUGAGGGCGGGUUAUGCAGGAGAAGAUAGUCCUAAAGUUGAUAUUCCAUCAACUAUUGGAGUGUGGUUAGAUUCAGAAGAUGAUGUUACACAAACACGAUACAAUAUUGGUCUAUUGGGAAUACAUGUUUGGAGGCCAGAAAUGGAACUGGUUUCUUUCUUGAAAGAAGGUAUGGUUGAAAAUUGGGAUAUGUUUGAAAAUUUUUUGGAUUAUAUCUAUAACCAAGCACUAAGGGCAGUGCCAAAAGAUCAUCCUAUAUUAUUGACUGAACCUCCUUGGAUUACUCCUCCUAAAAGGGAGGAGAUGGCUGAAUUGAUGUUUGAAAAAUAUGGAGUCCCGGCAGUAUACUUAGCUAAAAAUGCCAGCUUGGCUGCUUUCGCAAAUGGCAGACCUACAUGUUUAGUAGUUGAUAGUGGUGCAACUCACACUUCAGCAGUACCAGUACAUGACGGAUAUGUUUUGACACAAGCAGUAGUGAAAUCACCAGUUGGUGGUGACUAUUUAAGCAUCCAGUGUAGACAACAUUUGACAGAAAGAGGUAUUGAAAUUAUACCUCCAAGUAUGGUUGCAUCUAAAGAACUUACCAAGCCCGAGGAGCCACCCAUAUGGAAAAAAAGAAUAAUACCUACUAAGUUAACAGAAUCUUGGUUUAAUUUCAUGAUUAAGGAAGUAAUGCAAGAUUUCCAAGCUUCAGUUCUGCAAGUUUCGGAUGUGUCAUACGAUGAAGAAAUUGUAAAAACUAUGCCUGCAAAUCAUUAUGAAUUUCCCAAUGGAUAUCAUAGAGAUUUUGGCGUUGAACGUUUUAAGAUACCAGAACCACUUUUUAACCCUACAACUGGCGCUAAAGCAGGGAUUCAACCAAUACUAGGAGUUGGUUCUUUAGUAACUACAAGUGUUGGAAUGUGUGAUAUCGACAUUAGACCGGCAAUGUAUGGAAGCGUUGUAGUCACAGGUGGAAAUUCCAGUCUUCAAGGUUUCACAGAGAGACUCAACAGAGACUUAGCAGCUAAAACACCUCCUAGUAUGCGUUUGAAAAUAAUCAGUGCUCCAGGAGCCUCAGAACGCAGAUUCGGCGCUUGGACUGGGGGCUCUAUUCUUAGCUCGCUCGGAUCGUUCCAACAACUUUGGGUCUCCAAGCAAGAGUAUGAAGAAAGUGGUAAAAUAAUUGUCCAAUCAAAAUGUUUGUAAAAUGGUUCUAAACUAAUUUUUUAUUUUUGAUCUCUAUAAUAUGUAGAUUAAUUUCGGUGCUUUUCUUUAAUUUAAUUUUCAAUUUUAAGUAGAAUAUUUAUUUAUUAAAAAAAGAGUAGAUACUGCAAUUUUUUGUUAGAAAUUUUGAAUUUCAUCCCCUGACUGAAUUUAAUUGAAAUCAGUGUUGUCAUGUUAUAGAACAAAAUGAAUACGUUGAUACAACAAAAAAUUUAUUUUUUUAACUAAUGUUUAAUACAUUUUCAUCAACAUAUUCAACUAAUUAUGUUUCCUACAAGGCUGUUUUUUUUUAUUUUAUAGUGCUAAUUUUUUAAAAUUGUGAUAGAUAAUCAACCCUAUG